AUGGUUACAACGAACGGAAACCAUGUCACGCCAACCAUCCAAGCCGACAUUGCAGUUCCAAAUCCUAUGCGAGACAAAAUGUCACAAGGAGAUGUGGCUUCCACCCUCAUUAUUAAGAUGAUGAGCGGAGUUGAGGCUCCAAUGCUUGCGAAAAGCACCGGAUUCGAUGGGAUAUUCAUUGACAUGGAACAUUCACAACUAGACCUCACUGCAGUGAGCCAAAUGUGCCAAGCUGCUCUUUUAGCUGGCAUAACCCCUAUCGUUCGCUCGCCUACCAAGGAGCCUUUCUUUGUGUCAAGAAUCCUGGAUGGUGGUGCCCUUGGUGUUGUGGUGCCGCACAUACGAAGUGUCAAGGAUGCCGAAGAUGUCGUUGCCGCAGCCAAAUUCGCCCCCAUCGGUCGUCGAAGCGCAACAGGUGGACUGCCUCAACUAGGCCUACGACCCAUACCAGCCAAGAAAAUGAGUGUUGCUGUAAACCAAUCGACGAUAGUAUGUCCUAUGAUCGAGACACUCGAAGCCUUAGAGGAUGUUGAGAAGAUCGCCGCCGUGCCUGGAGUGGAUUCGCUUCUCAUAGGUUCAAGUGAUUUGACUGCAGAAAUGGGAAUACCAGGGGAUUUUGAUAAUCCAAGGGUUACUGAGGCGUAUGAGAAGGUCAUUGCGGCCUGCCGUAAGGCUGGCAUCUUUCUCGGAUGUGGAGGCUUGACAGCUCGCCCGGACUUGAUACAGAAGUUCUGCGAGAAAGGUGGUAUCAGCUGGGUCAUGGUUGCAGCAGACCAGGCUCUGCUAUACGGGGCUGCGAAACAGAAGGCGGAUUUCAUGAUUCAGAUCAACGAGAAUAGGAGGGUCAAGGGCACAUCUUGA
Molecule: messenger RNA, 861 nt
Organism: Zasmidium cellare ATCC 36951
Lineage: Eukaryota; Fungi; Ascomycota; Dothideomycetes; Mycosphaerellales; Mycosphaerellaceae
Exons: 3
Coding region: 1-861 (286 amino acids)
Cellular component (GO): cytoplasm
Molecular function (GO): aldehyde-lyase activity
Source: RefSeq, a predicted model, not a curated record